Messenger RNA from Adineta steineri, 1873 nucleotides. Lineage: Eukaryota; Metazoa; Rotifera; Eurotatoria; Adinetida; Adinetidae. The record is from the annotation of a GenBank genome assembly.
AUGUUUAGGUGAAACAAGUACAACUUGGGAUGCCUUAGCACAUGCUUGUAUUGAACAAGGAGAAUUUAAUUUAGCAAAAAAAUGUUUUAGCCGUAUAAGAGAUGUAAAAUAUUUGAGUUUAUUAGCAAAUUAUGAAGAUGCAGCAAAACGUGGUGAAACUAAAAUGAAUAUUAAUCUUGGUGAUUACUAUGCAUAUUAUGGUCGAUUUCAAGAUGCUGCAAGAAAUUAUCAACAUGCUGGAGCACCUGAACGAGCAAUGACAAUGUUUACUGAUUUACGAAUGUUCGAUCAAGCUAAAGAAUAUAUGGUCGCAGGUGAUGUUGAUCAACAGAAAUUAUUAAAUAAACAAGCAGAAUGGGCAAUAACAAUGAAUGAACAACGUCGUGCAGCAGAAUUAUUUUUAGCAGCAAAUGAUUUUCAAAAAGCCAUUGACAUAGCUGGAAAAAAUAAAUGGGCAGAUCUAUUAGCAACAAUAACAGGUAAAUUAGAUAAAGCCCAAACCGAUCUUCUACGACGUUGUGCACGUUAUUUUGUUGAAAUGAAACAAUAUACCUAUGCAGCUGAUGUUUAUGAGAAAAUGGGUGAUAUUAAAUCUUUAUUAGAUAUGCGUAUUAUUCUUUCACAAUGGAAUGAAGUAUUUGCCUUAGUUCGUCGUUAUCCAACAUAUGCAUCAGAUGCAUAUUAUAACUAUGGUCAACAUUUAGCUGAACAUGAUCGUUUUGUUGAUGCACAACGUGCAUUUCAUAAAGCGGGUCGUGUUGUCGAAGCACGAAAUGUUCUUCAAGCAUUAACAAAUAAUGCUGUUAAUGAAACACGUUUUAAUGAUGCUGGUUAUUAUAAUUGGUUAUUAUCAAAAGAAUAUCUAUUAGCAUUAAGUGAAACAUUAAAUGAUGAUUUACGUGCUGAUUUAUCUAAACGUUAUCAUCGUUGUUCAUUAUUAUCUGAACUUUAUUAUGCAUAUCAAUAUAUAUAUGAAUAUACAACAGAACCAUUUGUUGAUACACCACCUGUUAUAUUAUUUAAUAUCGCACGUUUUAUAUAUCAUAAAUUAGUUACUCUACCUGGUGAUAUACCACCAGCAUUAUCAAAAUUUCGUACAUGUUAUGCUGCAUGUAAAAUAGCUAAAAUUUUAAAUGCAAAUAAAUUUAGUCGACAAAUGAUUUAUUUAAUGCGUGAUUUAACAUUUACACAUAAUUUAGGUAGUAAAAGAAUUGAAAUUGAACAAUUAGCAUUAGAAAUGGAAGCAAGAACAUUUAGUGAUGAUCAUGAUUUAUUACCUUUAUGUUAUCGUUGUUCACAUCAUAAUGAAUUAUUAAAUACACGUGGAAAUGAAUGUUCAAGUUGUGGAAGUCCAUUUGUUCUUUCAUUUCUUUCAUUUGAUGUUCUUCCUUUGGUUGAAUUUAUUCUUCCAUCGGAUAUAAAUGAUGAAGAUGCAUUAAAUCUUCUUGAACAAGUACCAAAUAGUCAUUUAGAAAAUGUAUCAUCAUCAACAACAAAAAUAAAUCAAUCAACAGCUAAUCGUCUUGUUAUUACUGAACAAGGAAAUACAACACGUGCGGAAGAUAAAGAUCCAUUUUUAAAAAAAAUGAGUAAAUAUAGUCCAAAUCCAGAUGAUUAUCGACCUGUUGUUGUUGAUCGUGCGUUACUUAAAGCAAUGGAUCCAUCACUUGUAUUUGUAUGUAAAUGGCCAUUUCCAUUAAGAUGGAAAUGGUAUCGAAUUAUUGUACCUGAACAACCUGUUGGACGUUGUCGACAUUGUAAUAAAUUUUAUCAUAAUGAUGAAUUUGAACUAGCUUUAUUGGAACAAGGUGGUUGUCCAUUCUGUCGAAAUAAGAGAGAUGGAGAAACAACAGAAAAUAACGAUGAUUAUUAA